AUGCCCCUCUCUGGCGAUGACCUUAUCUGUCCCAAGUUUCAGCCCACCAUCUUCGACUCCUCUCGCUGCCACGACUGCCUGCGCCAGAAGCACCUGCACUCGGACACGAGUACAGGCACGGGUACAGCCGAAACACCACAGCAGAGCCUCACAGUGGAGAAGGAGCCAGGGCAAGCCACUGGACCUCCACCAACACUACUACCAGCACCACAGGCAGUGGAGAGGGAUGCCAGUGCCAAGACAGAGGGAGAGGGGAUUAGAAGAGUGGAGGACUCUGAUGGCCUGUCAGUGGUAAGCAGCUACUGUGAUGUCAGCGGAGAUCAGCUGGGUUACGAGGAGAGCUCCUUAUGCAUCCUGAGCCCUGACUGUGACCUCUACAUCUGUGACGGAGACAACGACAGCACUGACAGCUGUCGGGACCAGAGUGUCUACGCUGAUCUCAGUGGCUCCAUCAGUGCAGAGGACGACUACCUGCCUCUCCGGCACCGCUCAACCCACCUCACCAUGACUCGCCUGGACCCACCACCCCACCGAACCAACCCCAAAGCCUGGAUGGAGGAGGACAACAGCAGGGGCAGGAUUGGCAGACACUCAGGGUUAAAAGAAGAAAGGAAUCGUGAAAGUGGCUACUUCUCUCUGGGGAGGGCGGGAGGAGCCCGUUCUCUCAGGGAUCAGAGCCCCCCUCCCGUUUACCGCCAUUCAGAGAGGGGACACCCCCUCUACAGCAACCGGAGCCCUGAGCCCAAAGCUACCAUCCCCUUUAGGAACCCUAACCUGGGGCUGGCAUCGGAGAGGUUAAACCCAGAGAUACUAAACCCAGACCUGCCUCUGGAAAUCCCUGAACCUCCUGACGCAUUUGAUCUCACCAUCGAGGUUGAGGCUCAGGUGGGCCCUCGCUCCCCAAGCCCCACCCCUUUUAAGAUAGCAGAAUCCCUGGCCUCCACUAACCGGAGGGGUUUCAACAGCUCAUACAGUAGAAGAAACUCUCCUUCCUAUCAGGAGUCUGGGAAGUUAAAUUCAUCGAGACAAAGCUCCUCUCUGUCCCGCUCCUCUUCACCCUUACGAAACACCUCCCCAUUCAAACGAAGUGAAUGUACCACCUCCCUCAACAGAUGGGGCUUAGACUCUGAGGGCUGGUCUCAGGGACGUGGCUUUGACACUCCUUGUCAAUUCCUGCUAUGCAAAAGUGAGACACGUGGCUAUGGAAAUGGUCGAGGUCGUGACAGUGGAAGCUCCUCUCCCUCUAGGAAAGGCUAUGAUGCCCCGAGCCAGUCACCUCUGCGCAAAAGUGAAUCCAACAGCUACCUGAAUAGUCAGAGUCGAGACAGUCGAAGCUCCUCCCCUUUGAGAAAGGGAUAUGAUGCCCCUGGCCAAUCACUGCUUUGUAAAUCAGAGACGAAUAGCUCUGUCAGAAGUCAAAGUCGUGAUCGUCCUACCUCCUCUCCCUCUAGGAGAGGCUAUGAUACCCCGAGCCAGUCAUCACUGCGCAAAAGUGAAUCCAAAAACUACCUGAAUAGUCAAAGUCGAGACAGUCGAAGCUCCUCCCCUUUGAGAAAGGGAUAUGAUGCCCCUGGCCAAUCACUGCUUUGUAAAUCAGAGACAAACAGCUCUGUCAGAUGUCAAAGUCGUGGUAGUCGUAGCUCCUCCCCUUCAAGGAGGGGCCAUGACACCCCCAGCCAAUCACUACUGCACAAAUCUGAGAAGAGUGGGGCCCUCAACGGUCGGAGCCGUGACAGUCGCAACUCCUCUCCAUCCAAAAGAGGCAAUGACCCACCAGGUCAGUCACUCCUCAGGAAAACCACCAGUGGUGGUGACUCCAGCCUCUCUUACCAGAGAAAAAACCCUUACGGUGAUGCUCGGCCUGACUCUAACCCCUCCCCUGGCGCCUGGCGAGGCUCCACCCACUUCCUACAUAGCACCUCCCCAUCCAGGGAGGGCAGAGAGAACAAAACAUCUGCCCCCUCUCAGAGGGCCUCUGCUGUCACCUGGGAAACCACUUGGAGUAGCAGUAGUAGGCAGGGUCUGGAGACUCGUAGCUCCUCCCCAAACACAAAAGGAUUGACCAACCGCAACCUAAGUCCCUCCCCUCAGAUGCAAAGGCACACCUCGUCCCAGAGUUCCAUGGAGUCCUCGGAGUCUGGCCAGUUGUCGGGGGAGUCAACGGAGAGGAGUAGGGAGGAGUACGCCAUGAUGGCCGAUCUACCAAAGGUCAAGCCUGUCCUCCAAAAGGAGCAGCAUGGUCAUGUGGGACAGACUCCAAACCAACCCUCAGGAAGACAGGAGCUCUUCAAACCAGCAAGCCACUCCCUCUCCAAGCAUCCCUCCAGAGAGUGGCUAGAUGACUCGGGGGACCUAGAGAGAAACCACAUAGAAUGGCAAAAUGGCAGCAGCGGUAGACUGUCUCGAGUACACUCGUCCACCUCUUUGCACAUGCAGGGUUGA
Salvelinus namaycush (lake trout) is the source of this 2442-nucleotide messenger RNA. Its product is annotated as serine/arginine repetitive matrix protein 2. The transcript has 7 exons. The coding region runs from base 1 to 2442 and encodes 813 amino acids. Lineage: Eukaryota; Metazoa; Chordata; Actinopteri; Salmoniformes; Salmonidae. The record is from RefSeq and is a predicted model, not a curated record.